AUGCCGAGACUGUUGACGCCCUAUCUCCGCCCAGCCUGGUCUAUGCCUUGCGAACCAUCUUCAUCAGCCUCCUGCCUUUCACCUUCAAACUCGAACAUGGAUAUGCCAGUUCCGGUCUCCAGGUCAAAUGCGAUCGCAUCAAAGGGAUGGAUGUCCCUCGUCCCUGGUCUCGAAUCCUUGCUCGAGCUCAUCCCUCCGAUCCUACUUGCUGUUCCGAAAAAGAAAGUAUCUCAUCGAAAGAAGAUGCAAAAGCUUGCAGGGAAAGGAUUAGUGAACAAGACGAAUUUCAAAACUUGCCCAGCUUGUGGAAACAUUGUGCUCAUGCACAACCUAUGUCCGAACUGCUUCUUCUCCAUCAACAAAGGGUGGAAGAUGGAAAGACGAGGAGAGUCUUUUCCAACUGAAUUUACAAGUGAAGCAGGGGUGAAGAAUGCCUCUAAGUAG
Messenger RNA from Kockovaella imperatae, 444 nucleotides. RefSeq lists its product as hypothetical. The record is from RefSeq and is a predicted model, not a curated record. Gene Ontology annotation, molecular function: structural constituent of ribosome. The coding region runs from base 1 to 444 and encodes 147 amino acids. NCBI's taxonomy places the organism in Eukaryota, Fungi, Basidiomycota, Tremellomycetes, Tremellales, Cuniculitremaceae. The transcript has 3 exons. Gene Ontology annotation, cellular component: mitochondrial large ribosomal subunit. Gene Ontology annotation, biological process: translation.